This is a messenger RNA of Cataglyphis hispanica, 682 nucleotides long. Its product is annotated as zinc finger HIT domain-containing protein 3. Gene Ontology annotation, molecular function: protein binding. The coding region runs from base 127 to 531 and encodes 134 amino acids. The record is from RefSeq and is a predicted model, not a curated record. NCBI's taxonomy places the organism in Eukaryota, Metazoa, Arthropoda, Insecta, Hymenoptera, Formicidae. The transcript is spliced from 3 exons.
GCACUCAUAUUUAUAUGGAGCGAUUGUGAGUCACGUGCUCAUGUGACAAGUCUAUGACAACACGUGUUUGUGUUUUUUCCGACUUUCAUAAAUUGAACAGUCUAUUUAUUACAAUCAGAUUAAGUUAUGAUAGAUAAAAAAUGUUGUAUCUGCGAAAAGGAAGAUGCACCUUACAAAUGUCCGAUAUGCAAAAAACCUUACUGCUCUGUAACAUGUUGCAAGGAGCAUAAGAAUCAAAUCUGUGAGCCUCCCAAAUUACCUGAGGAACCCAAGGAACAUGAGAUUAAACGGAACUACCAGUUUCCAACAGAAGAUACUGUGCCUAUGGAGAAAUUGCAACAAUUGCAAUAUAGCAAGGAAUUGAAAGAAUGCCUCAAGCGUUCCGACUUGCGCAAUAUAAUGAAGGCAGUUCUUAAUAGUGAAAAUCCUACCGAGGCAAUAGCAUCAGCCAUGAAGAUGCCUUUAUUUGUGGAGAUGGCUGAUGUCUGUUUAAAAAUUGUGGAACCACCAGAUGAUGUUAAGCCAUGUUGAUUUCUGAUGUCCAAGUUAAAAAACAAUUAUUAACUUGUUUAUUUUAAUCACAUUACCUGAACUCCACGAGCCAAAGCAAUAGUGACCGGCCUAGUGGAAUCAACUGCUUUGGCAUGAUGUGCGAUCUGCUUGAAAUAUUCCUCGGCCUGAG